CUGGCUCCACUCUCUCCUCCGUCUCCUUCCACCACGGGACUCUCUAAUCGGCCAUCUCCACCGUUAGCGUUUCGAUCUGAAACCUCACGAUCUACUCGAAACAGAUUUUCACAAAUUUAGAAUAAUGUCUGCCCCUACGAUCCAACCUCAACCUCAACAGCAUCAGCAGCCAAAGACGAAACAACCGGAGCCAGCUUCAUCUCCCGAAGAAGAAGCCUUGAAACGGAACACCGACUGCGUCUACUUCCUCGCCUCUCCUUUAACCUGCAAGAAGGGAGGUGAGUGUGAGUAUCGUCACAGUGAGUAUGCAAGGGUUAAUCCAAGGGAUUGUUAUUAUUGGUUGAGUGGGAACUGUUUGAAUCCCAAAUGUGGCUUUCGCCAUCCUUCUUUGGAAGCUCCUCCUGGUGGCUCUGUGAAGCAGCCGGUUCCAUGUGUUUUCUUUCAGAAGGGUAUGUGUGCUAAAGGAGAUAUGUGUUUAUAUAUGCACACGCCGAAUCUUGCUGGUUAUAGAAAGCAGCAUCUUGCAGAAGCUAAGUCUGAUGGUGAUGGUGAUGAUCCUCGGUUUUCUAAAAAGACUGUUGAGAAUGACACCGGGGAGAAGAAAUUGGGUGAUGUUAGUCUCCCAAAAGCAGUUAAAGCCCAUGUUGACGUAUCUUCUGGCUUAAGGGAUAGUAGAGGCGUGGAGGGAUAUGAGCCUGUUGUGCAGAAAAAAGGGUUUAAUUCAACUCAGUUGCAUGGUUCUGAUGAUAGCAAUACUUUUCACAAUGGUAAGGAUGUAGAUGAGGCCUUGAGAGAGUCGUCUCCUGGGUUUAAUGUUCUUGUGGAUAACGAGGCUAGAGAUUCUGAGUAUUAUCAUGUUGAAGAUGGGUAUGGACGGAGAAGUCAGGAGAGACUGAACUCUUUGAAUGAGUAUGAUGGAGAUGGAGAUGGAGAAACAUUCCGCGACAGGCACGCAUGGGGCCACCGUCUAGUUUCUUCUGAGAGAGGAGAUCGUUCAGAAAGGAGGACUUACGAGGGAGAUGAAAGAUCAGAGAACAUACUAGCAUCGGAUCUGAGAUAUCGUUUGGCUAAGCAGAGGAAAGUUAAUGGUAUGGUAUCAGUAGGAAGCCAUGAUGAUGCUGCUGCUCCUGACUCUUCAAUGGAAAGAGGAUACAGAGACUCUCGUAGGAAUACACCGAGGGAAAGCUCGAUUAGCAGCAGCCGUCUUCAGGGUAGAAUUAAGCUUCGUGAGAGAAGCAAAGGCGAGGAGGCUCACUUUGACAGGAGAACUGAGAGAGGAAGGGAUAGUAGCGAGUUACCUCAAGGUAGACUCCGAGAUAGAAUUAAGGGUAGGUUAGAGGAAAACCAUAGUGAUAAUCAGGAAAGAGGUCUACGAGCUCCAUGGGCAAGAAGAAGAGAAAUGGAAGAUGAACGAAGAUCAGAAACCAAAAGCAGCAGAAGAGAGGAGAGUAAGACAGAGACAUCUCUUGGGAAGAGGAAAAGCUUGGAGGAUCAUCAUCCCCAUAAGCCAUCAGGGGAUUCGUUUGCAGCUCCAUUACCUUUCAGUGAGAUUCUCAAGAGAAAAAGAGCAGCUGCAUCUGGUGGUGACAGCAACAACAAGGACCAGACACCUCAAGAAACGAUAUCAAAGGAGGAAGGUGGAGAGGACACCAAACUCGUGACAGAAGAGGAAACCGAGGUGGUCAUUGAACCCAAACCAAUCCACGAAGAAGCUGAAUUAGAAGAAGGAACGAUUCAGGUGGAAGGAGAAGAAGUGAUUGGGGAAGAGGAGGAGCAAGUGUAUGAAGGAAAUGAAGAGGAGCAAGGUUAUGAAGGCGACGAGGUAAACGGGGAGUACUAUUACGAAGAAGGAUAUGAAGAAGGUGGAGAAUACGCUUAUGAAGAAGGUGAAGAAGUUGUUUACGCGGCUGAGGAAGGAGAAGAAGUAGAGGGUGAUGAAGAUAUUGAGAAGAAGACUGACGAGAUAUUUUCAUAG
Molecule: messenger RNA, 1975 nt
Organism: Eruca vesicaria subsp. sativa (arugula)
Lineage: Eukaryota; Viridiplantae; Streptophyta; Magnoliopsida; Brassicales; Brassicaceae
Source: the annotation of a GenBank genome assembly